UUUGGACUGUUCCACGCAAAUUUGAGUGCUGUGUCAGUGAAAUCAUGAAACAAAUUGAACGAAGGGAACGCGACAGGACGUCACGCUUGUUGACACGCUUCAAAACUCUGAAAUUGUGUCCCCCUUAUAGGGCCUACGAACCUCACUAUGGCCUGGUCCGACGGGCCCCAGGAAUCUUCACAAUGAGAUCAAGAAAGGAACUCCUAUUAGUGCUUCUUUCCUUCAAGACUUCAAGACUUAAUAUUGCCUCCUCAGUUUUUAUUUUAUUUGUGACCAGUGAUAAGACUCAAGUGUUUGGACAAAAUUAAGUGAUGAGUGCUAUUCGUUGACAAUAUCAUUCUGCCGUUUGGUGAUGCAGCCAUCCCCAUCCAAGGUUGGAUAUACACAACUCAGCGUGAUCAACAAAUAUUUGACAGGCCGCCUUCCACUCUUGUUCCGCCGGGUCGGCGACGGACGCGCGGCGCGGCCUGUGCUGGUGUCCGAGGGUCCGAGGUACUCUGCAGGAUGCCUCCUAGGUCUUCCAGGGUUCCCCAGGACGCCUCCAAGGGCUUCAAGGGUUCUCCAGGAUGCCAACAAAAUGUUCCAGGGUUCUCCAGGACGUCCCCAGCCUUGCCAAGCCUCGCUCCAGGACGCCUCCAGGUCUUUCCAGGACACCCAGCCCUGCACAAAGCGGUUCGUGCUUUUUCCUCGCUGUGACUCGUCCAAGGAGCGAGCAUGUUCAGUGAAGCGCCCGCUCUCGGACCCAGACGCGGACCAGUCAGCGAGAAGCAGGUGCCUGGACGCGUCCUCGCCGGAGAGUGCCGGCGACUCGUCGUGCGGGUCCCCGCCAGGGCCUCCAGGGCCUCCAGGGCCUCCAGGACCGCCAGGACAGCGUUCGCAGCGCAGCAGCAACAGCGCCCCCGCGGACGCGGAAUACUCGCAAGCGGCCUCCUACUCGUCGCAGUACUACUCCAGCAUGCAACAGGCGUACGGCGGCCAGAGCCAGCCCUACAUCAACUCCGGCUUCUAUAACUCGCAAGCCUACCCGGGCUACAACCUCCCAGGCCUGUAUAGUAAAUCCCCUGCCUCUGCCACCUCUGCCGCAGCCACCAACGGCAGUGCGGGCAGCUACCUCAACUACGCCACCGGCUCCGGGGCGUCGAGCACGGGCUCGGGCAGCGGCGGGGCGUCGUCCGCGUACGGUGGCCUGGACGGCGGCGGGGGCGGCGGGGCCGGCGGCAGCGCGCCCCACACCACCGCCCCCGGCGCGCAGUCGCCCACCAGCGCCUACGCCGCCUACGCCGCGAGCUACAACUGCGGCCCGGGCUUCUCCUCGUCCGCGCAGGGAUUCUCUCCGCAGCAGGGCCUAGACUACUCGUCGUACGGCGGGCCGUACGGUGCUGCGCAGACCGCCUCGCAGUACGCGGCCUCCUACUACGCCGCCCAGUCCUACUCGCCCUACGUGGGCAGCCCGUCGUCCGCGGUGUCCGGGUCGCCAUACCAGCUGGCCGCCUCCAUCAACGCACUGCCAGAUUCGCCAGGGUUUCUGCUACCGGAAGCGGGGCCGUCGUCCCCGGUCAAGGCAGAGCCCGCCAACGGCACGGCCAGGAGAAGGGACAACUCUGGGUCCGAGGGUUCGAGGAGCUCUCGAGGUAGAGGGAGGAGGCACAACCCUUCGCCCCCCGCGUCGGAGACGCAGCUGGAGCGAGUGUUCAUCUGGGACCUGGACGAGACCAUCAUCAUCUUCCACACGCUCCUGACGGGCGACUACGGCGCGCAGUACGGCAAGGACCUGCCCUCCCUGAAGGAGCUGGGCGUCCGCAUGGAGGAGAUGAUCUUCAACCUCGCGGACAUACACUUCUUUUUCAAUGAUCUCGAGUUCUGCGACCAGGUCCACGUCGACGACGUGUCCUCGGACGACAACGGCCAGGAUCUCAACGGGUACAACUUCCGCACCGACGGCUUCCAAGUGGACGCCGGCGGCGUGGCGACCGCGGCGCUGGGGGGCGCUCCCCCGGGCACGCCGCUGGGCCCAGGGGGGCUGCCCAUCGGCGGCGGCGUCCGGGGCGGCGUGGACUGGAUGCGGAAACUCGCAUUCCGGUACCGGAAGAUCAAGGACGUGUACAACAACUACAGAAACGCCGUCGGAGGUUUGUUAGGGAAUACCAAGAGGGAAGAAUGGCUUCAGCUUCGGACAGAAAUUGAAGCUGUCACAGAUAAUUGGUUAUCUCUCGCAUUAAAAUGUUUGUCACUAAUCAACAGCAGACCUAACUGUGUCAACGUCCUUGUAACAACAACCCAACUAGUUCCUGCGCUUGCCAAAGUGUUGUUGUAUGGCCUUGGUGGCAUGUUUCCUAUCGAAAAUAUUUAUUCUGCUACAAAAAUUGGCAAAGAAUGUUGCUUUGAGCGAAUUGUUGCUCGGUUUGGAAGAAAAUGCACUUAUGUUGUGGUGGGAGAUGGAUCUGAUGAAGAGGAUGCUGCCAAAAAGAUGAAUUUUCCUUUCUGGAGGAUAUCAAGUCACAGUGACACAAUAGCUUUAUUCAACGCUCUAGACAUGGGUUUCUUAUGAUGAGAAAUUUUUAUGAUUUAGUGUAGUUUUACAUAGUGAAUGACCACUAUGGAGGGCGAGAGAACUUUGAAAUCAUCAAGAAAUUUAUUGUGUCAUGGAUUUACUUCCCUUAGUGCAGGUGUGGGUCUAAGCCAUACAAAUUCUCCUUUGGUGCAGCCAGGCCACACCUUCCAUGAAUGUGAUAUGUGUUCGCUAAAGCCAUGCAGCCAAGCAGCACUGACAAAGAUACCGAAUGGCUGUUUCCUUUUUCUUUUUAGAAAGUCUCUGUAAGAUUCAAACAUAAACUAAAGUGAGUGUGUGUUUUUAUGUACAAAUAUAAAUAUUUAAAUGUAGAAUAAUAUGUAAAUAUGGUAAGAGCAAGAUCAUGUCAAAGUACUCCAGUGAUAUGUGGAAUUUAUUGAUCUGUCAAAUGUGAAUUCACAAAGAUUAUCCUACUUGUCUGUAUUGUUUAUAUUAAAAAGAAAUAAUAGUUAGAAGAUUGUAACACUUUGUUUUAAUACUGUAAAUUUUGAUUAUUUUUAUUUUUUUUUGUUUGGAGAUAUUUAAGAUAUAGCCAUCAUUCCCCAUUUUGUUGGCUAAUCCACAAGACCAGCAGAUUUUCUGUCUUUUUUUAUGCUUUCCUCUGACUGAAAGAGCCAACUAUUAUACAGGGUCUCAUAUUAAAAGAAAAAAAGGAAAAAGAAUCUGUAUGUUUCUUUGACAUCUGUUCAGCAUAAGGUUUGGAGACCGAAUUGGUGCAAAGAAAAGUUGUGCGUCUCAACACAAGUGUAACACAUUGAGCUUGAUCACCCAAUAAGUUGUAAGUCCUUAAAAUGGGCAGGAUUCUACCCGGAUGAUGACAAUGACGGCAGAUUUAUAUUUUUUGUUGCUGAUUAACUAGAGGAAAAUAUAGCUAUACGUUUAUUUGAAAACA
Messenger RNA from Thrips palmi, 3461 nucleotides. It is a transcript of the gene eya, whose product is annotated as eyes absent homolog 2. Gene Ontology annotation, biological process: positive regulation of DNA repair; cell differentiation; negative regulation of extrinsic apoptotic signaling pathway in absence of ligand. Lineage: Eukaryota; Metazoa; Arthropoda; Insecta; Thysanoptera; Thripidae. Gene Ontology annotation, cellular component: nucleus. Bases 353 to 2548 code for a protein of 731 amino acids. The record is from RefSeq and is a predicted model, not a curated record. Gene Ontology annotation, molecular function: protein tyrosine phosphatase activity. The transcript has 17 exons.